GAACCUUGAUGUCCAACAAGAAAUAUGAAAACGUCAAAGUCGUUAUUUUCCCGGUCUUUUCCAAACUUGAUUUCUCCGCUUACUUAUUUGUUUUCUUCCAAGUCAAUAAACCCUAAUUCUAUUCUCCCAAAUGCUACCCAUUUCCUGAACCAAAUUCCUUACAAUUUUCGAUCCGUAACGAAUUUCGUUAACCCGCAGCUGCAGCUCGAUCAUUUCUCACCAUCAGCAACCGAUUGUUUUCGCGGAACUGAUUUCAAUUACACAUUAUUGAGCAACAAGGGUAUCAAUAUGAGCCUUAUAGAAGCAAAUUAUGGUCUAAUGAAAGCAGAAUCAUCGACAGAAUUUGUUCACCACAUAGCCCUAUUUGCAGCACUUCUGUGUGCAUGCAUUGUAAUCGGUCAUCUUCUUGAAGAAAGUCGAUGGAUGAAUGAAUCUAUCACCGCUCUUGCAAUUGGUUUAGGCACAGGAUGUGUUAUUUUACUAACGUCUGGUGGUACGAGCUCGCACAUAUUGGAAUUCAAGCAGGAGUUUUUCUUUAUAUAUCUUCUUCCGCCAAUUAUAUUCAAUGCCGGGUUCCAGGUUAAAAAGAAACAGUUUUUCCAAAACUUCACGACUAUUACCUUGUUUGGAGCCAUCGGCACAUUGAUAUCCUUUGCCAUUAUAUCAUUCGGCGCAACACGUUUGUUUCCUAAACUGGGCAUCGGUUAUCUUCACAUGAAGGAUUAUCUUGCACUUGGAGCCAUCUUUUCUGCAACCGAUUCUGUUUGCACCUUGCAGGUUCUUAAUCAAGAAGAAACACCGUUAUUAUACAGUCUAGUGUUUGGCGAGGGCGUUGUUAAUGAUGCCACAUCGGUUGUACUUUUCAAUGCAAUUACAAAAUUUGAUAUAUCGGACAUGAACACUUUCACGGCCCUUAAAUUUGCCGGAAAUUUCUUGUCGUUAUUCGUAUUAAGUACUUUUCUGGGAGUUUUGGUUGGGUUGCUUUGUUCAUUCAUUAUUAGAACACUGUAUUUUGGAAGGAAUUCAACGGAUCGUGAAGUCUCUCUUAUGAUACUCAUGGCAUACCUUUCAUAUGUAUUAGCUGAAGUUUUUGGAUUAAGCGGAAUCCUUACUGUAUUCUUUUGCGGUAUCGUAAUGUCACACUAUGCUUGGCAUAAUGUCACCAUCAAUUCACAAGUAACUACGAAACAUGCUUUUGCAACAAUGUCAUUUAUUUCCGAAAUCUUCAUCUUCAUGUACGUUGGUAUGGAUGCACUUGAUGUCGAAAAAUGGAAAUUUGUCAAGGACAGUCCGAGAAAUUCUUUUGGGGCAAGUGCUGUACUGUUUGGACUAAUUAUGGUUGGGAGAGCAUGUUUUGUCUUCCCUAUUUCAAUAAUAUCCAACUUAACAACAAAGCCUACCGAUAACAAAAUCGAGUUUAAACAACAGAUCACGGUUUGGUGGGCUGGUCUAAUGCGAGGCGCUGUCUCUGUUGCACUUGCUUAUAAAAAGUUUACUGGGUCUGAUGAACAACAUAUGGAGCCAGCAAAUGCACUUUUGAUAACCAGCACCAUUAUUAUAGUUUUAUUCAGUACUGUGGUGUUUGGACUGUUGACUAAGCCUUUUAUAAACUUGUUGACCAAAUCAUCUAACGUUGACCAAACACAACCAUCAAGUCCAAAGUCAAUCAUGAUGCCACUUCUAGGACAAAGACUUGAUGUAGAAGUUGAAACAGGAGAGGUUGAAACUAGUUUAGAGACUACAACCAAGUUAAAAGUGAUGUUUAGUAAUCCUACUAAUACCAUUCAUUAUUAUUGGAGGAAGUUUGAUGAUGCUUUUAUGCGCCCGGUUUUUGGUGGAAGAGGGUUCAUUUCUUAUGUUACGGGUACCCGUGACAUUGCGUUAACGUGAUGACGUGGCGUUGAGAUGAUGAGUUGGAUUGUGUUAUUGUACAUAGAAAUGAUUUUGUAGGGGAUUUUGUGCAUUGAGAUUAAAUAUUUGUCUUCUUAUAAA
Helianthus annuus (common sunflower) is the source of this 1992-nucleotide messenger RNA. RefSeq names its product sodium/hydrogen exchanger 3. Bases 25 to 1890 code for a protein of 621 amino acids. Lineage: Eukaryota; Viridiplantae; Streptophyta; Magnoliopsida; Asterales; Asteraceae. Gene Ontology annotation, biological process: proton transmembrane transport; regulation of pH; sodium ion transport. The transcript has 15 exons. Gene Ontology annotation, cellular component: membrane. The record is from RefSeq and is a predicted model, not a curated record. Gene Ontology annotation, molecular function: sodium:proton antiporter activity.